Symbiodinium natans is the source of this 486-nucleotide messenger RNA. NCBI's taxonomy places the organism in Eukaryota, Dinophyceae, Suessiales, Symbiodiniaceae. The record is from the annotation of a GenBank genome assembly.
AUGGGGAGCCCUGACAAGGAGUGUGAGCUCCUCUACAUCGUCAUGGAGUAUGCGACAGGGGGUGACCUUGCCCGGAGGAUACAGGCUGGCAUUGUGCUUGCGCAGAAGGCAGAGGGCACCCGAUUCUCGGAGGCGGUCGUGAUGCGCGUCUUCGCGCAGGUCUGCUCAGCCUUGCACUACAUCCACGCGCAGAAAAUCAUGCACCGGGAUGUGAAGCCGGCGAAUGUGUUCAUUGCCGGCGAGGGCGAACUGGGCCAAUGCACCGUCAAACUCGGCGACUUCGGAAUCGCGAAGAUGAUCGAGGGGACGGGACAGGCAAACUCGACAGUCGGAACGCCUUCGUACCUGUCGCCAGAGAUGUGCAAGAACAACCCAUACGGGAUGAAGGCGGACGUGUGGUCGCUGGGCGUCGCGUGGUAUGAGAUGGCGUGCCUGAAGGUACCCUUCUCCGCCUCGAACCUCCCUGCCAUGGCGCCCCCUGGAUGA